AUGACCGACGCGUCCGUCCAGCAAGUGACACCACCCGCCAAAAGCUGCAGCGACAAGAUCACCGGCGUGCUCAUCAAACACUGGACGGUGCCCGACAAACACCGCAGUGAUGAGCAGGACGCGGCCGAGAAGUAUCUCCUCACCGCGUAUAUCUUCGGCAAGUACAUGACGUUGCCGUCGAUCAAAUUCAACCGCUGGUACCUCUUUUUCGCGAGUUUCAUGGUGCAGUUCUGCAUUGGUUCGCUCUACUCGUGGUCGGUGCUCAACAACCCAAUCGACCUGCUUAUCUACGGCGACAAAACGAAAGGUAUGGCUGUCAACGCCUUCUACAUCGCCGUCGGUGUCUUCGGCACUUCGACCGCCAUCAUGGGUCCGUGGAUCGAGCGCAACGGUCCACGCGCCGGUGUGGUGCUCGGUGCGACGUCGUUCUUCAUCGGUUGUGUCAUCAGUUGUAUCUCGCUACACGCCGAGUCAAUCGUAGGGCUCUACUUCGGGUACGGGUUGUUCUGUGGCUUCGGUAGUGGCUUGUGCUACAUUUCGCCGGUAUCGGCACUUCAAAAGUGGUUCCCGGACUACCGUGGCGCCGCUGCCGGUUUCGCUGUCGGUGGCUACGGUGCCGGUUCGGUAGUCUGGGGCAAAGCCUACCUUCCGAUUAUCGACGCUACUAGCGUACCCGACCUAUUCAUCGUCAUUGGAUGCGUCAUGGCAUUCAUUCUUUUCUGCUGCGCUGUAUGCCUACGUAACCCUCACUUUGACUUCCACGUGGGCGGCUUGAACAUGCACGGCGAGGCUGUUCGUGAGGCUCAGGAAUCGUUCCAGCGCGGCGAGAAACUAAGCGUCAUGUCGUCGCAUGAGUACGAGUCCAUUAUGACACCCACAGCCCGUGACGUGGCAGCGAUGGUUGAGCCGACCGCACAAAACACCAGCUCACAAGUGAAGAAGAUGACGUUGAUCCAGGCCAUCACGUCGCCCGACUUUGUCUUCCUGUAUAUUAUGUUCUUCGGCAACCAACUCUACGGCCUUAUCGUGCUGUCCAAGCUGUCGACUAUGUGCACUACGCUCUUCGGUAAGACCGCCGAACAGGGCGCUGACAUCGUCUCCAUCAACGGCGUAUUUAACUGCGUGGGGCGUCUGCUGUUCCCGCUCAUUUCGGAUGUGAUCGUGCGCAAAUUCAACGUUGAGCAUGCGUUCGCCCGCAAGAGCCUCUUCUACUACGGUCUGGUCUCGCAGAUCACUAUUAUUGCUAUUUUCCCCACGUUAAUCCGUGACGAGAGCUACACGGCGUUUGUCGUGCUGGUGUUCCUGCUGACGCUGUCGUACGGCGGCGGCUUCGGCACGAUCCCGUGCUUCUUGACAGACAUGUUCGGCGCGUUUAACAUUGGCGCCAUGCACGGCUUUAUCUUGACGGCGUGGUCUCUAGGUGGUGUGGCCGGUGGCUUGACCUUCAACGCCAAAUACAACGAGGCUAUUAAGAGCGGUAGCACACCGGUAGACGCGUACGUGGACAGCAUCUAUAAGAUUCUGAUCGUGGUGUGCGUCACGGGUAUCUUCAUCUUCAUGGUGCGCACGAACCCGCGCGACCGCUUCGAGAAGGGCUACCACUACAGUUUGUUCGGCAAGCGUGUGAUCAGUAUCAAGCCCAAGGACACGACAGACAAUAAGGAGGGUUUGUUGCAGAGCGAGGUGUAA
Phytophthora infestans T30-4 is the source of this 1689-nucleotide messenger RNA. Its product is annotated as Major Facilitator Superfamily (MFS). Gene Ontology annotation, molecular function: transmembrane transporter activity. The coding region runs from base 1 to 1689 and encodes 562 amino acids. The transcript has a single exon. NCBI's taxonomy places the organism in Eukaryota, Oomycota, Peronosporomycetes, Peronosporales, Peronosporaceae. Gene Ontology annotation, biological process: transmembrane transport. The record is from RefSeq and is a predicted model, not a curated record.